Messenger RNA from Oppia nitens, 525 nucleotides. RefSeq lists its product as uncharacterized. Bases 1 to 525 code for a protein of 174 amino acids. NCBI's taxonomy places the organism in Eukaryota, Metazoa, Arthropoda, Arachnida, Sarcoptiformes, Oppiidae. The transcript is spliced from 2 exons. The record is from RefSeq and is a predicted model, not a curated record.
AUGACUACCACUGAAUGUUUGAUCAGUCUAUCCUCGAGUGAAGACACUUCUAAUGAUAAAGUUUUUACCAUCGAAGACAAAUUAGCUGCGAUUGAUUGGCACCGAAAUAAUGGCGAAAAUGUAUCACAAACUGCAAKAAAGAUCACGAAUUCGAGACAAAACAUAAUCAGAUGGCUUCGUAAAGAAAUAGAGUUUCGUGAACUUGUAAACAACAAAGAAGUCAGUGUACGUCUUCGCAGACGAAAACUUAAGACAAGAAUCACGAAAUUUCCCGAAAUGGAAAACAAACUCAUGAAUUGGUUCRCAGAUCAAAGACAUAACAAACUUGCGGUGACUUCAGAGUUACUCAAAUUUAAAGCGAUUGAGUUUUAUGAUAACCAAUUGAAUCAAAAGUUUUGCGCAUCAAAUGGAUGGUUAACUCGAUUUUUAGGACGCAAUAGACUAAUAUCACGCGCUAUGACAAGUGUUGGCCAAAAAAUACCGUCAAAUGCUAAAGAUAUAUCAUUGUUUUUUCUCAAAUACUGA